Myxocyprinus asiaticus (Chinese sucker) is the source of this 4008-nucleotide messenger RNA. RefSeq names its product zyxin (gene zyx). NCBI's taxonomy places the organism in Eukaryota, Metazoa, Chordata, Actinopteri, Cypriniformes, Catostomidae. Gene Ontology annotation, biological process: transforming growth factor beta receptor signaling pathway; integrin-mediated signaling pathway. The record is from RefSeq and is a predicted model, not a curated record. The transcript is spliced from 10 exons. The coding region runs from base 256 to 2079 and encodes 607 amino acids.
UUAGGAGAAAAAGUUCAUGCGGGCAGAUCAGAUUCACUCGAGAGCAGCACUACGAGAGCAGGCUAGUGUUAAAAGAAUGGUGCUUAACACCAAGACAGCGCCAUAACGCGAUAUAAAUUUAAAAAAAAUAACAAUCUUUAAAGUGGGGAAUUAAUCCAAAACAGUAGUGAUUGUAAUUAGACGUGGUGUUUGCAUUAGAAAAUCUGUUUAGUGUUGCUGGCAUCUGCACCUCUCUUGGAACACCGAGCAAUAAAGAUGGCUGACUCGAGCAGCAGUAAGCCCUUUGUGGUAACUUCCUCUGUGUCCCUCAAAGUCACCGCCCCUUCCUUCUACAACCAACCCAAAAAGUUUGCGUCGGUCGCACCUCCACGGCCCAAAGGACUGAUCGCCCAUUCGCAGCCCUCAUCAGUUGUUAGCACAGGCGUGAUUGGGCGAGUUGGAGAGAUGCCCCCGCCCCCUUCAGCUGUUUGUGAGGACUUCCCACCCCCUCCACCUCCGCUGGAUGAUGCUGAGCUCCCAGCGCCCCCUCUGGAAUGCCAAAUCACACCCCCUGCAUCUGAUGUUCCUCCUGCAUUCCCAGCUCCGCCCCCCGUUGCAGAAGACCUGCCCCUGCCUGCACCUCCUGAGGAGUUAACCUCCGUAACUUCUGCCCCCUUCCCGCCUCCCCCACCACCACCACCUCCUCCUCUUCCUGAGACUGGUGCAGGUGGCAACUCUCAGAGGCUGCUGGAGAAACAGACAAGUUUUGACAGGCAGUUGGGCUCUUUGACUGAUAUGUUAUCAGAGAUGGAGACUAGUGGACCUUUCAACCCAAAGACGCGUAGCCAAUUUUCACCAGCGCCAAAGCCAGUGGCACCACCACCAACUGCCCCCAAGCCCACCCUUUCCUUUCUGCCCCCUCCUGAGCUGCAGGAUCGGCCUCCCCCCGCCCCCUGGUCUGAGGAGCUACGUGCCCGUACGACAUUCCGACAUGCCAAUCCAAGCCCACCCUCUGCCCCCACCCCUGCACAGUCAUUGGCUAAAGGCCCAGCUGUUGCUCCUAAAACCAGUUUUACUCCCAUUCAACCGAAUUCAAAUUUUAAAACAGUGAGUCCCGCACCGUCUGGAGUCGCAAGAGGGUUUAAUCAUGCUGUUAAACCCCCUGCCCAAAGCUCAUUCCCACCACCACCUCCUGCUGCUCCUCCUGCCCCUGUUGCUCCUCCAGCGAGUGUUCUCGCCCCUGCACCUGCUUUCAGUCACACUGAAACAUCUCCCAUUGGCAGCCAGCAAAAUGUUGCUCCUCCUCCUCCAGCUGCACCUCAGCCCAAGUCAUCACUGAUGUCAUCUUUCAACAGGCCAACAGGAAGCACUGUUCCGCCAAAGGUGUCUGAUUCAGGUUCAGGACUUAGUGGAGCUCCUCUCACCAUGAGGGAAGUAGAAGAGCUGGAGAGAAUGACUAAGGACUUCAUCAAAGAUAUGGACAAACAUCCUCCUGUGAUUACCUCUCCAGCUACAGAGGUGUGUGGUAAAUGUGGAGAGGCUCUGUCCAGAUCUCAGCCCGCAGUCAGAGCGAUGGAUAAACUCUUCCACUCCCAUUGUUUCUGCUGUAUUACCUGCCGGCGCCCCCUACAGGGCAUGCAGUUCUACGACCGUGACGGCUCACCUGAGUGUGAGGACUGCUAUGUGAACUCUUUGUCUGUGUGUGCACGCUGCGGGGAGCGAAUCGCAGAUCGUGUCCUGAAGGCAGUGGGCCAGUGUUUCCAUGCCCACUGUUUCCGCUGCACUACCUGUAGCUGCUCCUUGGAGGGCGCUCCAUUCAUCACUGAUGAUGAUAACAAUCCCUACUGUGUCAAAGAUUACCAUCGUCGUUUCUCUCCUCUUUGCGUGAGCUGCAAUGAGCCAAUUGUUCCCGACCCUGGAAGUGAAGAGACAGUCAGGGUUGUUGCUUUAGAGAAGAACUUUCACCUGAAGUGCUACAGAUGUGAGGAUUGUGCCCGCCCCCUUUCCAUAGAGGCAGAUGCUGAUGGCUGCUACCCAUUGGAUGGCAGAAUUCUGUGCAUGAAGUGCCACACCCAACGAGCCAAGCAGGCCAAGCAGUGAUUGGUGGAAACUUGCCACAAACCUAAACCAAAUUUAAUAGACAAAAUUGGCACCGCUUUGAUAAUGUAUUUGCAACAUGGCUUUGUGUUUUAUAUUUCUCUCUAUAUCUUUUUGGCUUCCCAUUUUCUUGCUUUUGGUCAACAAAGCUCUGCUGCCUUUCCUUUUCUGAAUGGUCUUAUUUAGAGCAGAGCCCAUCCUUACCCUCCAAACCCUGUUCUCUUUCUUGAUAGGGCUUGAUAUGUGUGAGCAUAAUAGUAGUGCCUCCAUCUUUUCUUCAUAUUUGCUGAAUGUUGAGCAUAUGACACAAUUUCACACCUAGAUUGUUUGAUAUGUUGUAUAUAAAGUGGGGUGGUGUAGAAGUAAUUUUAGGGUGGAAUUGAUUGUUUUUUUGUUUUUUAGACCUAACUCUCCCUGAGUCAGUGCAGAAGUAAUGUACUGCACUGCAGUCUUGGUUCAGUGAGCCAUAUGACUCCCAGCAUGCCUUUUAAAAAAAAUUUAAAACAUCCAUAAAUUGUAUCACAGCUAACUACUGAGGGGACACAUAAAGUCUGUAUAUCCACAGCAAUCCAUGCACUUUCAAUAGGGCUUUUCCCAAACAUACUUUUUAGUUUUUAGAAAGGCUUGAGGACAUAAAUGUAAAAGAAGCAAAAACAAUGGGAGGAAAAGGGGGAAACAGUGCUAUUUGUUAUGCAUGCAUGCUUCAUUUAUGGAACUGUUUGCUGGUAAUUUGACCACAGAGGUAUUGAACAAAAUAUGUGAUGAUGCAAUUGAGUAUGUUUGCAUUGAUUAUCAUAGCCAGUAUCAACUGAAGAACAAACAUUUUCUGCAACUGUUUUCCAUUCCGUUAAGAACAUAACACAUUUUGCCAGAGGUAUUUAGUGAUUUGCACAAUUGUAGAUAGAAUAAAUGAUUAAGUUUUUCCAAAGAAAAAGCACAUCAGUCCUUGAGCCUAUUGUAAUAUUUACAUAGACAGACUCAUUUCAGAAUAUAAUAAUGCAUUGUAGCUACAGCUUUUAAAAAAUGUAUCUACUAGCAAGUAAAAUAGUAUUAUGUGCACAAAGGCUUUAGAGGAUCCGUAACUAGAGCCUUAUCAUUGUAUACAACAGAAACUAUUCUACAUCUUAGAGCUGUAAAGAUACUUUUUUGCAAAUGUUUGGUUAAUAAUAAAAAAAAAAAAUAAAAUAAAAUAAAAAAAAAAGCCAACAGUGUUACUAUAGACACAGCUGAUUCAGCAUGAUUCUAAACUAAUUAAACUGAAAGGUUUCUCAGAAAGGUUUUAAACUGUAGUUCAGUCACACACUUCCAACUUUUGCAGCAUUCACAUUUUAGUAUAUUGAUUAGUUCUUCUGUUGAAACUUUACGACAAGAAUGAUCUGUACUGUAUUUUAGUCAGACUAACACCACUGUUGUUUAUUUUGGCUUUAAGGUAGUGUCGAAUAUCAUUUUGAGAAUUACAUUACUGUUUUUACAUAGCUCAAAAUCCUUCUUCUUCAUCGAUGCAUCUCUAUUUGUGUCUCCCCCUCUUGGCAUUCCUGUCAAAGAAAUUCUAGUAGUUGAUGUAGCCGAAUAAAAAAAUAAUGUCUCCUUUCAUAAAAAUAAACAAUGAAAUGACCAAAUCUAACACAUUAUGCAUGAUUUGUUGCUUUGUUGUUGUCGUGUAAUAACAGUGUUUUUAUACAUCAUGUUUCACAGUUUCAUGUUCUAGAAGUGACUGACCAUUUGAACACUUCUGAUUUAGCCUCCCAUGUAUUUCACGUUUAUAUAAGUGCUUUGUCAGUUUUUGUAAACUGAACAUCAAAAUUCUUCUCUAAUAUGUGAAUGUGUGUAUGUUUACGUCAAAAGUAUGCCAGCGUAUUAUUUUUGCUAUCAUUGUUUUUCUUCCACGUUUGUACUGUAUUCUAAACUAAUAAAGCAAAAUUCUGAUUGACA